This is a messenger RNA of Syngnathus typhle (broad-nosed pipefish), 3468 nucleotides long. RefSeq names its product zinc finger protein 135-like. Lineage: Eukaryota; Metazoa; Chordata; Actinopteri; Syngnathiformes; Syngnathidae. The record is from RefSeq and is a predicted model, not a curated record. Gene Ontology annotation, biological process: regulation of transcription by RNA polymerase II. The transcript is spliced from 6 exons. Gene Ontology annotation, molecular function: DNA-binding transcription factor activity, RNA polymerase II-specific; RNA polymerase II cis-regulatory region sequence-specific DNA binding. Gene Ontology annotation, cellular component: nucleus. Bases 168 to 3086 code for a protein of 972 amino acids.
GAAUCACUCACACGCGAGCCAACACUAGUUUUAGCACUCAAGCAGAAACGUGGCGCCUUCCAUUCGGCUGCAUAAGAUAAACACGCAACUUAUGUGACGAAUCACUAACAUUAGCUACACGACAACCGCAACGACGAAAAAAACCUGACAGUGGUUGCAGUGAGAAAAUGUUUGCAAGGACCACAGCAAAGUACGUGGAGGAAAAGGACCGUCGUCAACGACCCGAAGUUCUUUGGCUGCAGCCUUAUUUUGUGUUGUACAGAGCAGACAUCAGUGAAGCUAUUGGUCCUAAGCAGGAGGAGCCAGAGCGCACUCGCAUUAAAGAGGAAGAUGUGGCCAAAGAGGUCCAGCACCUCAAUGAACAAAUGGAGCAGAAGUUUCUUUGCACCAUAAAAGAGGAGGAAGAUCCGGAGCGGCCUUGUAAUAAAGAGGAGAGAGAGGACUCCUGCGACAUUAAAAACGAGAGAGAAGACUCCUAUGACAUUAAAAAGGAAGAGGAGGAGGAUGCCUGCAAGAUACCAUUGACUGGUGUCCAUUUGAAGAGUUUAGAUGCGGGUCAACGUGAGGUGACCAAAGGGGCGGAGCCUCCAAGCUGCAGCUCAAGUCAACAAAUGACCAGAGAAGGUGAUGGAGACCACUGUGGGGGAUCACAAGCAGCUCCAUCAUCAGAUUGUGAUGACGUGUCGUCACAUGUUCCUGCUGCUGCUGUUGGUGCUGUGGCUGCUGCUGCUGAUGAUGAGUCUCAAAACAAACACAGACAAUGUUCUCAGUGUGGAAUUUUUUUUGCUCAUAGCAGUAGUUUGAAACAACACAUGGGAAUGCACACAAGAAAGAAAACCUUUUCCUGCUUAGAUUGUGGCCAAAAUUUCUCUCGGAUGGACAUUUUAAAAAUCCACACAAGAAUCCACACUGGCGAGAAACCUUUUUCAUGCUCAGUUUGUGGCCAAAAGUUCGGUCAUAAGGGACACUUAAAAACACAUACAAGAAUCCACACUGGUGAGAAACCUUUUUCAUGCUCAGUUUGUGGCCAAAGAUUCUCUGAGAAGACAGCCUUAAAAACUCAUACAAGAAUACACACUGGCGAGAAACCUUUUUUAUGCUCAGUUUGUGGCCAAAGAUUCUCUGAGAAGAGAAGCUUAAAAAGUCAUACAAGAAUACACACUGGCGAGAAACCUUUUUCAUGCUCAGUUUGUGGCCAAAGAUUCGGUCAUAAGGGACACUUAAAAAUUCAUAUAAGAAUCCACACUGGCGAGAAACCUUUUUCAUGCUCAGUUUGUGGCCAAAGAUUCUCUGAGAAGAGAAUCUUAAAAAUUCAUACAAGAAUCCACACUGGCAAGAAACCUUUUUCAUGCUCAAUUUGCGGCCAAAAAUUCUCUCAGAAGGGAAGUUUAAAUACGCACACAAGAAUCCACACUGGCGAGAAACCUUUUUCAUGCUCAGUUUGUGGCCAAAAAUUCUCUCUCAGGCAAUCUUUAAAAAGGCACACAAGAAUCCACACUGGCGAGAAACCUUUUUUAUGCUCAGUUUGUGGCCAAAAAUUCUCUCACAGGGGAUCUUUAAAAAGGCACACAAGAAUCCACACUGGCGAGAAACCUUUUUCAUUAACCUUAGCUACACUACAACCCCAACGACGAAAGAGACCGGACAGUCGUUGCAGCGAGAAAAUGUUUGCAAGGACCACAGCAAAGUACGUGGAGGAAAAGGACCGUAGUCAACGACCGGAAGCUGUUUGGCUGCAGCCUUAUUUUGUGUUGUACAGAGCAGACAUCAGUGAAGUUAUUGGUCCUAAGCAGGAGGAGCCAGAGCGCACUCGCAUUAAAGAGGAAGAUGUGGCCAAAGAGGUCCAGCACCUCAAUGAACAAAUGGAGCAGAAGUUUCUUUGCACCAUAAAAGAGGAGGAAGAUCCGGAGCGGCCUUGUAAUAAAGAUGAGAGAGAGGACUCCUGCGACAUUAAAAACGAGAGAGAAGACUCCUAUGACAUUAAAAAGGAAGAGGAGGAGGAUGCCUGCACGAUACCAUUGACUGGUGUCCAUUUGAAGAGUUUAGAUGAGGGUCAACGUGAGGUGAGCAAAGGGGCGGAGCCUCCAAGCUGCAGCUCAAGUCAACAAAUGACCAGAGAAGGUGAUGGAGACCACUGUGGGGGAUCACAAGCAGCUCCAUCAUCAGAUUGUGAUGACGUGUCGUCACAUGUUCCUGCUGCUGCUGUUGGUGCUGCGGCUGCUGCUGCUGAUGAUGAGUCUCAAAACAAACACAGACAAUGUUCUCAGUGUGGAAUUUGUUUUGCUCAUAGCAGUAGUUUGAAACAACACAUGAGAAUGCACACAAGAAAGAAAACCUUUUCCUGCUUAGAUUGCGGCCAAAAUUUCUCUCGGAUGGACAUUUUAAAAAUCCACACAAGAAUCCACACUGGCGAGAAACCUUUUUCAUGCUCAGUUUGUUGCCAAAGAUUCUCUGAGAAGAGAACCUUAAAAACUCAUACAAGAAUACACACUGGCGAGAAACCUUUUUUAUGCUCAGUUUGUGGCCAAAGAUUCUCUGAGAAGAGAAACUUAAAAAUCCACACAAGAAUCCACACUGGCGAGAAACCUUUUUCAUGCUCAGUUUGUGGCCAAAGAUUCUCUGAGAAGAGAACCUUAAAAACUCAUACAAGAAUCCACACUGGCGAGAAACCUUUUUCAUGCUCAGUUUGUGGCCAAAGAUUCUCUGAGAAGGGAAGUUUAAAUACGCACACAAGAAUCCACACUGGCGAGAAACCUUUUUCAUGCUCAGUUUGUGGCCAAAAAUUCUCUCUCAGGGAAUCUUUAAAAAGGCACACAAGAAUCCACACUGGCGAGAAACCUUUUUCAUGCUCAGUUUGUGGCCAAAAGUUCAGUCAGAAGGGACACUUAAAAAGUCAUACAAGAAUCCACACUGGCGAGAAACCUUUUUCAUGCUCAGUUUGUGGCCAAAGUUUCUCAGCGAAGAGAAGCUUAAAAGGCCAUACAAGAAUCCACACUGGCGAGAACCCUGGUGCCUGCUCAGUCACUUGCAAAAGAGUCUCUAAUGAGAAUUCCGAGUGUGUUGGGGAGAUGAGCAAUGAUCCGUGAAGUUUUCACCUUCUGUUUGUUGAUGGGUUUUUGCAUCGAUGUUAAAAUACCUAGUUAACUGGUCUCAGGAUUAUAAUAGUUUUGUAGUAAUCAUUAUACUUGAUGUUUACUUUGUGUUUAGUUGUGGAUUUUAACUGUAAUUAAUUUUAAUUCAUAUUCAGGCCAAGUUGCUUAGUUUCUAUUUGUGUUUAAGGUUUUAGUUUUGUUCAGAUUUUCAUGUUCAUUCACAAUGAUUAAAACUCUCCUCCAAAAGUGAGGCCAAUUUUUUUCAUUUUGCAGUAAAAGUAGAUGAAGCAAGUUGUGUAGAAAUGCUGAAUGACAAACUAUGAAAGCAUGUAGAAUGCCUUAGAUUCAUGAAAUAAAAUGAGAGAAUGAUACGGAA